AUGGGUAUCGACUUCACUGUGUUCAAAGGUUCAAAAUCCGGAGAAAUACUGGAGUCCAAAGGGCACAGGGAUGUUGGUCCAACACAGGCUCUCGUCGAACUGUCGCAUUGUGGUGUUUGCGGUACGGAUGAGCAUUACAAGCAUGCAGACCAAGGCCUUGGCCACGAAGGCGUGGGAAUAAUUAAGGAGGUCGGAAGCCUUGUCGAGCUGAUAUCGGAUUUGAGAGUUGGUGAUCGUGUUGGUAUGGGUGUGAGUACUCUCACGCUCUUGAGAGGACCUUGCGCUCCAACCUCAGGCCAGCACUUCAAGUGUCAGAAUAGCGAACAAUUCGGGACCGCCAACCUGGACCAAGGUUGUUUCGGUAGCGGUGUGGCUUGGGAUGUGACGGCCCUAUUCAAAAUCCCCGACGAAAUCUCUUCCGAGUCCGCAGGCCCAUUGAUGUGUGGUGGUGCCACUGUCUGGGGCCCAUUGUAUGAACAUGGCUUCAAGGCAGGCGACCGCAUCGGUAUCAUAGGGAUUGGAGGUUUGGGACAUCUCGCCAUUCAAAUGGCAUCGAAGAUGGGUAUGGAAGCCGUGGUCUUCAGUGGAACCCAAUCGAAGAAAGAAGAGGCGUUCCAGCUCGGCGCGAGCGAAUUCUAUGCUACUAAGGGCGUCACGAAGCUCCAAGGGGUACAGCUUGUGGAUGGUUUGUUGAUCACGACUUCGGUGCUGCCUGAUCUCGCUCUGUACCUUCCUAUUCUUGCACCAUUCGCGAAGAUCUUUCCGCUCACCAUCAGCAUGGAUAAGAUUCCAGUCCCCGCGCUCCCAUUUGUGUUGUAUGGUUAUAGCAUCAUUGGGAGCGGAGGAGCGCAUCCGCAAUCAAUCAAGGCGAUGCUAAGGUUCUGCGCGAAGCACGACAUCAAGCCUGUUAUCGAGAAGUUCCCCAUGACAAAGCAAGGCGUCAAUGAAGCCAUGAAGAAGCUGGAAGAGGGUAAAGUAAGGUAUAGAGGUGUACUCGUCGUCUAG
This is a messenger RNA of Cladophialophora yegresii CBS 114405, 1005 nucleotides long. RefSeq lists its product as uncharacterized. Lineage: Eukaryota; Fungi; Ascomycota; Eurotiomycetes; Chaetothyriales; Herpotrichiellaceae. Bases 1 to 1005 code for a protein of 334 amino acids. The transcript is spliced from 6 exons. Gene Ontology annotation, biological process: alcohol metabolic process. Gene Ontology annotation, molecular function: zinc ion binding; alcohol dehydrogenase (NADP+) activity. The record is from RefSeq and is a predicted model, not a curated record.